Pseudopodoces humilis (Tibetan ground-tit) is the source of this 373-nucleotide messenger RNA. The record is from RefSeq and is a predicted model, not a curated record. NCBI's taxonomy places the organism in Eukaryota, Metazoa, Chordata, Aves, Passeriformes, Paridae.
AUGUGGGAAUGGAAAAUUGGAUUUGGGAAUUGGGGGAGUUCUGGGGAGUUCCAGGUGUCGAAGGCGGCGGCGGAGCUGCUGAGUUACUGCGAGGCUCACGCCUGCGAGGAUCCGCUGCUCACGCCCGUCCCCACCUCCGAGAAUCCCUUCCGCGAGAAGAAAUUCUUCUGCGCCCUCCUCUGAGCCCCCCAAAAAUAUUGGGGGGGACCCCCAAAAUCCUUCAGGCCGACCCCCUUCAAUUGAGGGUGGAUUUCAGCCCCAAAAAUGAGGCGGAAAAGGAGGGGGGUGGGGGUUGAUUCGGGGCUUUUGGGGUCCCCCUCGCAGCUGGGACCGCCCCCCUAAAUUUGGGGAGUCCUGGGGUGGUCCCAGCUCA